CAGGUCUCUAUAUAUUCUAUUCAAUACUAAACUCUUACGUGAUUGGUGCUUCAAUAUCGUACCCUCCUUCCCAAAAUCUUUCUCAUAAUUCACUGUAAAUCUAGGAAUCCAUGAAAACCCAAGAAAAUUACCAGCAGCAGCACUCCCAUGUCCAAGAAGAUGAUCAUGAUCAUCAACUACCAGAAGAAGAAGAAGAAGAAGAAGAAGAAGAAGAACCACAGCUCCAAGAACUAGAAAAACAACGUAAUCAUCCCAUCCCAAUUCCACUACCAGUCACCAUGCACUACUCUUCUUCUUCUUCACCUCCACCUAAACCCCCUCCUAAACUCCCUUCCUCACGCUUUGAUUCUCCUAUUCGUUCCUCGGAUCAUUCCUCCCUAUCUCAUGGCUAUGUAUUCUCUCAUGCACAGCUCAAUCAAUCCAAGUACGAAUCUCCGCCGGAAGAUCAAAUCUCUCACAGUUAUGUAUUCUCAUCAUCGCCAGAUGUUAAUCCCGUAAAGCCUUCGUCUCCUCCACUCCCGGAAGCAGCUGCGGUGCCGGUUUCCAAAGUUGGGUCCGAAACCCAAGACGAUGAGGUCGUUAAAUCAGUCGAAGAUGGGGUUGUUGGUCGCGGUGGCAGUAGUAGGAGACGAGCAAAUUUCUCAAUUUCAGGGAAAAAGAGGGAGGUUACAAAGAGAAAGACUUUGCUGGGUUUUAGGUUUUUUGGGUUGGUGUUUUGCUUAGCUUCGUUCUCGAUCAUGGCUGCUGAUAAAAAUCAGGGUUGGGCACUUGACUCUUUCCAUCGCUACAAGGAGUUCAGGUACUGUAUGUCAGUGAAUGUGAUGGGUUUUGCGUACUCAGGCCUGCAAGUGUACGAUCUCGCCAACUCUUUGGCCGCAGGGAAAUUGGUUUCCCAGAAUCAGCUCCGGUACUACCUGGAUUUUUCUCUUGAUCAGAUUUUGACAUAUCUGCUCUUAUCAUCAUCAUCAUCAGCUACUUUCAGAUUUGAGGAAUGGGAAUCCAAUUGGGGUAAGGACAAGUUCCCAGCAAUGGCAAGAUCAUCUGUGGUAUUGUCCUACCUGGCAUUUAUAGCCUUUGCUUUAUGCUCUCUAAUAUCUGGCCAUACACUUUUUACACCUAAAUCUAUGUAGUUUAUAAUUGUUGGCGUAGUAUGAUUUGUAAUAAGAGUCUUAUAGGGCCAAGUUAUCCUUAUGCUCAGAAAAUAUUUCAAAAUGUGUACAGAAAAAUGCUGGUUUAUCAUCACUAGUGGAUAUGGUUGCUAUACAUGUUCUAAUCAGAAGGGCGCAAGAGUCUUAAAUAUAGUCUGAUUAUUGAUA
Manihot esculenta (cassava) is the source of this 1316-nucleotide messenger RNA. Its product is annotated as CASP-like protein 4A1. Lineage: Eukaryota; Viridiplantae; Streptophyta; Magnoliopsida; Malpighiales; Euphorbiaceae. The record is from RefSeq and is a predicted model, not a curated record. The coding region runs from base 111 to 1130 and encodes 339 amino acids. The transcript is spliced from 3 exons.